AUGUCUUCCCUGCUCUGCAAAAAUGGCGUACAGAACGAGACCCUCAUCUCCAUACUCGCCAGAUGCAGCUCAUUGCCACAGCUCAAGCAGAUUCAUGCUCUGGUCAUCACUCUGUGCCUCCCUCAGGUCGAUACAUUCGUCUCCAAAAUCGAGUCUUUCUCCCAACCCGUCAAUUCGAAUUGCAUCGAUUACUGCUACCGGGUUCUAUUAAGGCUCUCGAAUCCCGCUCCGACCUUCGCUUGGAAUGCAGUCGUAAGAAGCUACUCCGCCACCAAAUCACCAAGUAGAGCACUGUCAGCUUUCGUCCAAAUGCUGCGAGCCGGAGUUCCCCCGGACCAUCUCACGUACCCUUUUCUUUUCAAGGCUUCGUCCCGCCUCUUCGAGCUGAAACUCGGCCUCUCAGUCCAUGCGCGGACAACAAAGACUGGGUACGAUUCCGAUAGGUAUAUAGCGAAUUCCAUGGUCCAUAUGUACGCGUCGUGUAAGGAUAUAGUUCGUGCACGUAUGGUAUUCGACGAAAUUCCCGUGAAGAAUCUGGUCUCGUGGAACUCAAUGGUGGACGGGUACGCCAAGUGUGGAGACAUGGUUUUGGCGCGUCAGGUGUUUGAUCUUAUGCCCGAGAGAGACGUCGUCUCGUGGAGCUCCUUGAUCGAUGGGUAUGUUAAAGCAGGGGGAUUCAAGGAAGCCAUGGUGAUGUUUGAGAAGAUGCAGGAGGUUGCCGAAACGAAAGCCAAUGAGGUGACCAUGGUGAGCGUUCUGAGUGCCUGUGCCCACUUGAGCGAGCUCGAGAAAGGCAGGGAGAUGCAUGACUACAUCACCCACAACUCCUUGCCCAAGACUCUGGUCCUGCAAACUUCUCUUGUCGACAUGUACGCGAAAUGCGGAGCAGUAGAGGAAGCUCUGAAGGUCUUCCGUGAGUUUCCUGUCGAGAAAACCGACGUGUUGAUCUGGAACGCCAUGAUUGGUGGGCUUUCCACGCAUGGUUUGCUCGAAGAAGGUCUUCAUUUGUUCGCUGAGAUGCAAAAGGCCCGGAUAAAACCUGACGAGAUCACAUAUUUAUGCUUGUUGAGCGCUUGUGCGCACAGAGGGUUGGUGAACGAAGCAUGGUACUUCUUCGUUUGCCUUGAAAAACAUGCCAUGGCGGCCAAGAGCGAGCACUAUGCUUGCUUGGUCGAUAUGCUGGCUCGAGCUGGUCAGGUGGCAGAAGCAUACGAGUUUCUAGGACGAAUGCCGGUCGAGCCAACUCCUUCGAUGUUGGGCGCUCUCUUCAGCGGGUGCUUGAACCACAAAAGGCUCGAUCUUGCAGAGGUAAUAGGGAGGAAGCUGAUCGAGAUGCAGCCCGAUAACGACGGGAGGUAUGUCGGGCUGGCGAAUGUUUAUGCCGAGGUGAGAAGGUGGGAUGAAUGCAGGGAUACGAGAGGGGCGAUGGAGAGGAAAGGGGUGAAGAAAACUACUGGGUACAGUCUUGUGGUCUAA
Molecule: messenger RNA, 1476 nt
Organism: Linum tenue
Lineage: Eukaryota; Viridiplantae; Streptophyta; Magnoliopsida; Malpighiales; Linaceae
Source: the annotation of a GenBank genome assembly